Messenger RNA from Tripterygium wilfordii, 1397 nucleotides. RefSeq lists its product as uncharacterized. Gene Ontology annotation, cellular component: chloroplast. The transcript is spliced from 3 exons. Bases 141 to 386 code for a protein of 81 amino acids. Lineage: Eukaryota; Viridiplantae; Streptophyta; Magnoliopsida; Celastrales; Celastraceae. The record is from RefSeq and is a predicted model, not a curated record.
GUAUGUAAUAGCACAACCACCCCUAAUUUCCUCGCUCCCGCAAAUUCAUCAACCGAAGACCCGACGAGACCUUUAUCGAAAAUCUAAAAUCCGCAGCCACUUUCUACUCUUCGACCGAUCGUCAUAGUCUUCGGCGAUUCAUGGCCCCUCCAUCCGAUCCCUCUCGCUGGGAGCCUAAUGCUGCCGCGAGGAGGCAAAACAGAGGACCCCCGUUCAAGUUCUUGGUUCCUCUGGUUUACGCUCCAAUUCUCCCUCUUAUACGACUCUCUCUGAGGAGGAAUCCAGUCUUGAGGGAUCGCUUGUUUUUCGGUGUCUUGGUUGGUGCAUUUGCUCAUGGCGCUUAUUUGGUGUAUCCUUUUCUCCCCUUCAAUUUGGUCGCGUUGUAGUGCUGUUUCAUUCUAACCUUUUUGGUUUUUCAAAAAUUUGUCUCCCUAUAUGCUGUGAAUUUAGUCAAACUAGUAGCUUAGCUUUGCCGCAUGAGUUAUUGCUGUAUUUUAUUUGCGUAUAUAAAGUCUAGAUUCUCAUUCCCCACCACUGUGGUUAUCAAUAUGAGCUAUUCGUUGCAUAUUCUCCUUUUUUCGUUAUUGUAUUGGGAAAUCCCAUUUUCAUUGGCAAUCAUUUUCAAAGGUUUUAUAUAUCGGCAUGUGUAUAUAUUUAUACCAUUUGGCAGAUACAACAACGAGCCAAUAGUUGAUAUUGAACUAAGGAACGCCUGAAUGCUGGCCUUAGCUAAGCUGAGGAAAUGUCAGCAGUCCAGAGCGUAUUGAUUGUGGUAAAAGAUUGAAGGGGUAGUUUUGGACAUACUUCUACAGUGAAUUUAUACAUGGCUGUAUAUCGUUUUACUUUGGUACAUUCUUGUAUAUGGGAUUUCUUGUUGUGAAGAAAAAAUAUUUGGGUGGGGAAGGGGGAAGUUUGUGGGAUAAUCGGAUUUACUUCUACAAAUGUAGGUAUUUUGUAUUGACAUUUUAUUCUUUAGAUGAUUUUUGUGAUAUAUUUUCUUAUCCGGGAAUUGAUUGAUAUUCUAUAUGAUAUUUGUUCAUAUUCUUAAGAUGGUUUUAUUGUCACCUAUACGACAUCAUAUUAUUUAUCAUUGUCGUCCCUGCACACAUCUAAAAAACAUUUUAGAUUGUUUGGUUAUUUGCCCUUUUUCUCAAUUGUACUGAGAAUAUGAUUACCUUGCCUUUCUGUUUUCUUCCACCAUAAUCCUUUGGCAGAAGUUUGUAAUAGAUGCAAGUUUAAGGUGCUUUUCACUACCUUAUAUUCACUUAAGCUUGAGGGCUUUGUCAGCAGUUGUAAUAAUUUUAUCUUUUACUUUGCCUUGGUUGGCCGUAUGGCGAGCCAAUCAGACCCUUUGUGACUGUUUAUACUGCUCUCUUGAGAUGCGACUUGCGAGCAAA